This is a messenger RNA of Drosophila kikkawai, 1573 nucleotides long. Its product is annotated as transcription factor SPT20 homolog. The record is from RefSeq and is a predicted model, not a curated record. Gene Ontology annotation, molecular function: chitin binding. NCBI's taxonomy places the organism in Eukaryota, Metazoa, Arthropoda, Insecta, Diptera, Drosophilidae. Gene Ontology annotation, cellular component: extracellular region.
CGAGUGAACCGUUAGCAGCAGCAGCCAGAAGACGAGCUGCCCAGUGCAAAGCAACCAAGAGUGAUAAAUACAGAAUCUAUAUAGUUGAUAGAUAGAAACACUCGACGAGUCAAGUGAUUCAGUGUAAAGUGUGUGAUCCAGAGCCAAGACCCUUGGGAUUAUUACGGAAUAUUACAUACAAAAAUGCACAUCCAGCCAGUUGUUCUCCUAGUCCUGGCUGUGGCCACUGGCCUAUGGGCCAGCGUAGAGGGAGCGGCCACCGGAUCACCCUCGGCCACGGCCACCACCGCCAAGCCCAAGGGAUUUGAGGCACGCUCUUUGGAUGUCAACUCCAGUGGAGGCGAGGAGGAGCUCGAUGACUUUGAGACACAGGCCCAGACGCAUCUGGCCUACCGUCAGCAGCCGCAGCAGCAGCAGCGUCAGCUGUACGAGUACAGUGAGGAGGAUCAGGAGGAGGCACCGCGUCAGGUGUAUGUCAAUCGGAAUGCCAAGCAGCAAAGCAACUAUCUCAAGAUCCAGGGACAGCAAAAGAAGCCGCUGAGCGAGGAGAGCGAAGAGGAGGAGGAAGAGGUCGAGGAGCCGGACCGUCUCUCCACGCUGCUAAGCAAGUCCUCCUUCAGCUGCACGGACAGGAACUCCGGGUACUAUGCCGACGAAUCUCUGAGCUGUGAGGUGUUCCACUACUGCCAGGAUAGCCAGAAGCACUCGUGGAUCUGCCCCGAGGGCUUCACAUUCCAUCAGAUCCACCUGAUCUGCAUGCCGCCCUCGCACGACAACAUCUGCAAGCAGUCCUCCAAGUACCACAUCGUGAACGACUACCUGUACAAGCCGAUCAACCUGCAGGAGCACCAGAGCAAGCCCAAUGUGACGCUGCGCUACUCGGAGCGCUACUUCCCGGAGAACUACUACGAGCACGAGCGCUACGACGACGAGGAGGAGGAAGAGCUGCCCGCCCCAAGGCCACGCAUCCAGCACCAGCAGCAGCAGCACCAUCACCAGCCUCAGCCUCAGCAACAUCGCCAGGCUGUGACCUACCAGCAGCCCCAACAGCAGCCCCAGCAGGUUAGGGUGCAGUACCAGCAGCCUCAGCCUCAACACCAGCAACAGGCACAGCCUCAGCCACAAGUGGUCACCCAGAUCCGACACCAGCCGCAACCUCAGCCCACUACCCUGGCCUACCGGAAGCCAUUGCCAGCGACCACAGUCCAGCCGCAGCUGCAGUUGCAUCAGCUGCACCAGCCCCAGUUGCAGCUGCACCAGCAAAGGCCACAGACGCUAGCGCCGACCGUGACGCCGGCGCCGUAUCGCUUCUUCACCACCGCCCCCCAGCUGCAGCAUCUGCAGCCGCAGCAGCAGCAGCACCCGCACCAGCAGGUCUUCCGCACUCCCGAGGAGAUAAACAUUUCGUUGCAGCAGCGCCGGCCGCAGGUGUUCAUUGCCACAACGCCGAGGUACUACGAGGACGAGUACCUCUAUGAGCGGCGGAAGUGAGCGGGGACUGCGGCGUCCGGUGUGAGCAGAAAACAGUCUUGUCGUUCCCUCGGAUCCGAUCCACCUCUCGUGUACAUUCCCU